AUGAGAAGAUUAAUAAUUAGAUUCCGAUUUUCAGAAUAAGUUUAAGUCUAAUAGCCAAAAUAAUUAAAAAGAUUUUAUAAGGAAGCAACAGUUGAAAUGGCCACAAAUCCAACUAAUCCAUAUCAUUAAUGGCUAGUGAAAGUAAAUAAAUAUAUUAUAUCAAAUUAGUUAGAUGGAAAGACAGUCAAAACUCCUUAUAAGAAUACACUAGCUGUGCCAUCCCCUCAAUUAGCAUCCUUUAUUGCUCAUGAAUUUAAUAUGCAAACAGAUAAUAUAAGACCAACUACUAUGCCAUUAUUAAAUUUAGCUAAGAAUGCAAUUGAUAUUGAAGCAGAUGAUAGGAUAAGAUAAUUUAUGGAAUAAUCAAUUAUUAGCUAUUUAGAAAGGGAUACUGUAUUAUUUAGAGAGAAUCCAGAUACUAAAUUAUAUAAAAUUUAAUAGGAGAAGUUAGACCCAUAAUUGAAAAUUUUUAAUGAGAAAUUUGGAUUGUAUUUGAAAACGAAUUUUGGAUUAAAUAUUGAACCUUUGAAAUAAUAAGAUCAAAUAAGAAUUGAAACAAUAGUGAGUGAAUUAAAUAAUUGGUAAUUAGUAAGUUUAGAUGCAAAAGUUGGUAUUAAUAUUAAUAAAAAUAGAAAAUCUAAAAUCAUGUAUUUUAGCACUACUUAUUUGGAAUAAUCAUUUGGAAGUAGAGGAGGCAGUGAAGUUUUCAAGACUAGAAGAAGAUUUCUAAACUGCAUUGUUUGGAAAAGUAGAAGGUCAUCAUGAUUAUGAUGAGAAUACUAUAAUGAUGAAUGUAUCUGCUUCAAAAUUAUUUGCAUAAUUGAUUUAGACAUAAAGUAUUGCCUAUUGA
Molecule: messenger RNA, 850 nt
Organism: Paramecium pentaurelia
Lineage: Eukaryota; Ciliophora; Oligohymenophorea; Peniculida; Parameciidae
Source: the annotation of a GenBank genome assembly